AUGCAGACACGAGCUGAGUGUGAAGGUGCCAAGAUGCAAAGGGGGCCAAUAUUGACUAGUGUAUUGCAGCAGCAGGUAAAAAAUGAUAAUAAAAGGGCAGACCAGGUGUCUGCUCAGGGCUGCAGCGUCAGCAGGUCCUGCCUGGUGAUUAGCAUGCAGCUGCAGCAGUUACAGCCGAAAAAGCUCUGUCUUAUUUGGGGGGAAGGGCAGCUGCUAGGUGGGCAGAAACUCAAGACCUUCCGUCGAAGAUGUGAGAGAUUGAAAAAACGUACAAGGAAGGCCUUUGGAAUACGGAAGAAAGAAAAGGACACUGAUUCUACAGGUUCACCAGAUAGAGAUGGAAUUCAGCCCAGCCCACAUGAACCACCCUACAAUAACAAAGCAGAGUGCGCGCGUGAAGGAGGAAAAAAAGUUUCGAAGAAAAGCAAUGGAGCACCAAAUGGAUUUUAUGCAGAAAUUGAUUGGGAAAGAUAUAAUUCCCCUGAGCUGGAUGAAGAAGGCUACAGCAUCAGACCUGAGGAACCCGAGUUAUGCAUCUUUAACUGUGUUUUACCUACCAAAGGAAAGCACUUUUAUUCUUCGAGUGAAUCAGAAGAGGAAGAAGAAUCACACAAGAAGUUUAAUAUCAAGAUUAAGCCAUUGCAAGCUAAAGACAUUCUUAAGAAUGCUGCAACUGUAGAUGAACUGAAGGCAUCAAUAGGCAACAUUGCACUUUCCCCAUCACCGGUGAGGAAAAGUCCGAGGCGCAGCCCGGGUGCAAUUAAAAGGAACUUAUCCAGUGAAGAAGUAGCGAGACCCAGGCGUUCCACACCAACUCCAGAGCUCAUAAGCAAAAAACCUUCAGAGGACACCACAGCGCUUGCUCCCCUCUUUGGUCCACCAUUAGAAUCAGCUUUUGAUGAACAGAAGACAGAAGUUCUUUUAGAUCAGCCUGAGAUAUGGGGUUCAGGCCAACCAAUUAAUCCAAGCAUGGAGUCGCCAAAGUUAACAAGGCCUUUUCCCACUGGAACUCCUCCACCACUGCCUCCAAAAAAUGUACCAGCCACCCCACCCCGAACAGGCUCCCCCUUAACAGUUGGACCAGGAAAUGACCAAUCGGCCACAGAGGUCAAAAUUGAAAAGCUACCGUCCAUCAAUGAUUUGGACAGCAUUUUUGGCCCCGUGUUAUCCCCCAAGUCUGUUGCUGUUAACGCUGAAGACAAGUGGGUCCAUUUUUCUGACACAUCCCCGGAACGUGUUACUCCAGAGUUGACUCCAAGGGAAAAGGUGGUGUCCCCACCAGCUGCCUCAGACAACCCAGCUGACUCCCCACCUCCGGGUCCCCCGGGUCCUCCUGGCCCCUCAGGACCUCCGGGUCCUCCUCGCAAUGUACCGUCGCCGCUCAAUUUAGAAGAAGUCCAGAAGAAAGCUGAGCAGAACGUCAUUAAAGAUGAUUACUUAGAAACAAUCUCAUCUCCUAAAGAUUUUGGGUUGGGACAGAGAGCAACUCCGCCUCCCCCGCCACCACCCACCUACAGGACUGUGGUUUCGUCCCCCGGACCCGGCUCGGGCAGUGGUCUGGGGACCACCAGUGGUGCGUCAUCCCCUGCUCGGCCAGCCACCCCCUUGGUUCCUUGCAGCAGCACAACCCCACCUCCACCUCCUCCCCGGCCUCCGUCUCGGCCAAAGCUACCUCCAGGGAAGCCUGGAGUCGGAGAUGUGCCCCGACCUUUCAGCCCUCCCAUCCAUUCUUCCAGCCCUCCUCCGAUAGCACCCCUAGCCCGGGCUGAAAGCACUUCUUCAAUAUCAUCUACCAAUUCCUUGAGUGCGGCCACCACUCCCACAGUUGAGAAUGAACAGCCUUCCCUCGUUUGGUUUGACAGAGGAAAGUUUUAUUUGACUUUUGAAGGUUCUUCCAGGGGACCCAGCCCCCUAACCAUGGGAGCCCAGGACACCCUCCCUGUUGCAGCAGCAUUUACAGAAACGGUCAAUGCCUACUUCAAAGGAGCAGAUCCAAGCAAAUGUAUCGUGAAGAUUACUGGAGAAAUGGUGUUGUCUUUUCCUGCCGGGAUCACCAGACACUUUGCCAACAACCCAUCGCCAGCUGCUCUGACUUUUCGGGUGAUAAAUUUCAGCAGGUUAGAACACGUCCUGCCAAAUCCCCAACUUCUCUGCUGCGAUAAUACCCAAAAUGAUGCCAGUGCCAAGGAAUUCUGGGUAAACAUGCCAAAUCUGAUGACUCACCUAAAGAAAGUGUCGGAACAAAAACCCCAGGCUACAUAUUAUAAUGUGGACAUGCUCAAAUAUCAGGUGUCGGCCCAGGGCAUUCAGUCCACGCCUCUGAACUUGGCAGUGAACUGGCGAUGUGAACCAGCAAGCACCGACCUGCGCAUAGAUUACAAAUACAAUACAGAUGCAAUGACAACAGCCGUGGCCCUCAACAACGUGCAGUUCUUGGUCCCCGUGGAUGGAGGGGUAACCAAGCUCCAGGCGGUGCUCCCACCAGCAGUCUGGAAUGCUGACCAACAAAGAAUAUUGUGGAAGAUUCCUGAUAUUUCUCAGAAGUCAGAAAAUGGAGGGGUAGGUUCUUUAUUGGCAAGAUUUCAGUUAUCUGAAGGCCCAAGCAAACCUUCGCCAUUGGUUGUGCAGUUUACAAGUGAAGGAAGCACUCUUUCUGGCUGUGACAUUGAACUUGUUGGAGCAGGGUACAGAUUUUCACUCAUCAAGAAACGGUUUGCCGCAGGAAAAUACUUGGCAGAUAACUAA
This is a messenger RNA of Rangifer tarandus platyrhynchus (Svalbard reindeer), 2745 nucleotides long. NCBI's taxonomy places the organism in Eukaryota, Metazoa, Chordata, Mammalia, Artiodactyla, Cervidae. The record is from the annotation of a GenBank genome assembly.